CCGCCGCGGCCGCUGCAGCGGCCCUGCCGGCAGCGGCACCCGUCCUGGCGGCGCCACCAGCCGCCGCGCUCUCGCCGAGCCCGAGCUUGCCCCAGGCAGCGAGCCCUGGGCUGCCGCAGCAGCAGCCAGCGGCAACGAUGGCCGAGCUCACCGUGCCCGGCGAGGAGCUGGAGCAGGGCGUGGCCCGCUUCGUGGCCCUGGUGGCCGCCGGUCGCGGCAGGCCCCGGCAGGUCGCGCUGCCGCCGGCCUCCAGGCACUGGGCCCAGGCCGACCCGGCCGCCUUCCCGUGGGUCCCCGAGCUGCAGCGGCUGCUCCGGCAGCACUGGGGCCACGACGACCUGCGGGGCCUGCAGCUCCCGGUGAUCAACGCCCUGCUCAGCGGGAAGGACGUCUUCACCGUGAUGCCGACCGGCGCGGGGAAGUCUCUGUGCUACCAGUUGCCGAUUCUCCUCCAGACGGGAGUCGCUGUAGUGGUGUCACCGCUGCUGAGCCUCAUGCAAGAUCAGGUGCAAGCCCUGCAGACGCGCGCGGUGAAGGCCGCGAGGCUGGGCAGUGACACGUCCAAGGCGGAGGAGGCCCAGGUGCUCGCCGACCUCGAGGCCGGCAACCUGUCCCUCCUCUACGUGUCCCCGGAGCGGAUGGUCUAUUCCAGCGAGAAUUGCCACAGGCUCACCCGCGCGCUGCGGCAGAAGCACGGCGAGAGGUGCCUACGCUACUUCGUGCUGGACGAGGCCCACUGCAUCUCGCAGUGGGGCCUGGACUUCCGGAAGCAGUACAGGCAGCUCAGCUGCCUGCGGCGCGACUACCCAGGCGUGCCUAUCCUGGCCGCCACCGCCUCGGCGACGGAAAGGGUCAAGAAGGACGUUAUCAGGAGCCUGGACAUGCAGCAGGCCGUGCAGUUCCAGGACACGUUCGACCGGCCGAACCUGUUCCUCGAGGUGCGCCAGAAGGCCUCGGAUGCGAAGGUGCCUUACUGCAUCCCCGAGCCGCACCACACCAGCGACGCUACGGAGUUCGACACGCCGAACCUUGCCCAAGUCGUCGCCGCGUCCUUCGACAUGGAGACGGCGCUGGGCGCGGCCAUCCUGCCAACCUUUCACAUCGCGAUCUGCAGGCGGGCGGCGCCCCUCGAGGUCUGGAUCGGGGCUCCAGCGCGCCUCGACUCCCCCCCCAUCGUCCUGUCGGGCGAUGGUGAACUGUGGAGUUCCCAGUUCCUGCAUCCGUCAAGGCGGAUGCCCGACCGCAAGAAGGAGAAGAAGGCCAAGCAGGAUGGCAAGGAUGCGUUCGCCCCCCCGCGGAGGUCUCAGAAAAAGGGCGACUCCGACUCCUUCGCGGACUCGGCCGUUGAGGGGCAGGCUUCCGCCGGCAGCAACAUCGACGACAGUAUCCUCCGGCAGCUGGACCUCGCUGCCACGCCCCCCGUCGACGAAGUCGGCGGCUGCCCUGCGCCCGACGCUGCGUUGGAGAACGGCCGGCCCCAGCCGCGCCCUGCCCCCACCGCGCCCCGUCACGCUGCGGACGGCGCAGGCAACGGCGGGAGAGGCGUGGCGGGCCCUUGGAUGCGACCUGCCAUCUCUCACAGUGCGCGGGAGACUCAGGCUGAGAAGUUCGGCAAGUUCGGGCGUGGUCAUCGAUCGAAGCUGCCCUCCCGCGUUCAGUCGCAGCCGUGGCUCGAAGAGCGCGGAUACCAGCUGGGGCGCGACCGCAGGGUCGAGGGCCCCCAGUCGCCCAGGAACUUCGCGCUGCGCUUUGGCACCGGCACGGGCGAGACGCGCCUCGCUGCGGAAAUAUACGUUGGCCUCGACAAAACCAAGCAGGACAUUGCCUGGGAGCGCGCAUGCAAGCAGCUCAAGACCUCCCUCUCGAGCUUCCUGCAGAAGGACAUCUUUCAGUGGCAGCCCACUGCGAAGGUGGAAGUGCUCCCGUGCGACCCGCCGACGGCCCGCUGGAAUGCGGCGUCGCUGGCGGACCUCGGUUUGGAGCGCGCGCAGUCGGCCUCCGCGGCUGACCGCAUCUUGAUUUAG
Molecule: messenger RNA, 2024 nt
Organism: Prorocentrum cordatum
Lineage: Eukaryota; Dinophyceae; Prorocentrales; Prorocentraceae
Source: the annotation of a GenBank genome assembly